AUGCCGAGGCAAAGUGCCCAACAUGGUCAGUCAUCAGAUUCAUCAUCAUCAUCUAUUAAAGCUUUGUUGAAAGAGUAUAUGGACAAGACCGGUGUCGUAAUUCAGAGUCAAGUUGCAUCCCUUCAAGCUCUUGAGAGAGCUCUACCAAGUGAUAUUGAGAAUUCAAGAGCACAAGGGAAAGAGCAUUGUAAGAUAAUUACUCUCAGAAGUGGGACUCAACUGAAUGAAAUCGUUAAAGAUGCCAUGGUAGAAGAGGGUAAAUCAGAUUGCAACAAUGGAAAGAUUUCAGAAACGUCUGAAAAUCACACUACAUUUGGAAUAGCUAAACAAAGUAAUGUUGCAGAAGAAUUAGAUUAUCUUGCUGAUGGGAGUGUUACGGGAAAACAAUAUGUCCUUAAACAGCUUCACAUCAGCAUACCAUUGGUUGAAGCUUUGGAGAAGAUGUCCGAUUAUGUAAAAAUUAUGAAAGACAUAUUGUCAAAGACGUGUAGAUUGAGAGAAUUUGAGAUUUUGGCUCUCACUAAAGGGUACACAGUGGUGCUGAAUGAUAAAUUACCUCCAAAGUUGAAGGACCCAAAGAGUUUCACUAUCCCAUGCUCAAUUGAAAAUCAGUUUAUUGGUAAGGCAUUAUGUAAUUUAGUAGCAAAUAUAAAUCUAAUACCUAUGUCUAUUUUUAGGAAGCUAGGAAUUGGGAAAGGAAGACUUACUACAAUUUCGUUGCAACUAGUUGAUCGAUUCUACGCAGACCCAAAAGGUAAAGUUGAGGACGUACUGGUAAGAGUAGAUAAGUUUAUUUUUCCAGCAGAUUUUCUUGUUUUAGAAUGUGAAGUUGACCAUGAUGUGUCAAUUAUUCUUGGAAGACCUUUUCUUGGUACAGGCAGAACUUUAAUUGAUGUGCAGAAAGGUGAACUAACCAUAAGGGUAAAUGAACAACAAAUCACAUUCAAUGUAUUCGAUGCCUUGAAAUAUGCUGAUGAGAAUAAAGAAUGA
This is a messenger RNA of Gossypium raimondii (Peruvian cotton), 990 nucleotides long. RefSeq lists its product as uncharacterized. NCBI's taxonomy places the organism in Eukaryota, Viridiplantae, Streptophyta, Magnoliopsida, Malvales, Malvaceae. The record is from RefSeq and is a predicted model, not a curated record. The transcript is spliced from 3 exons. The coding region runs from base 1 to 990 and encodes 329 amino acids.